CGACGGGCCGUGGGCGCAAUUCCAAGUCGAGUUCAAGUCGCCGUGGAAGUGCCUCCCGUCGGUGGGGUCGACUCCGUUCAGCAUCGCCAAGGACGGCAACGUGCAGUGCUGGUCGGACAACGGACGCGACUGUGCGUGGUCGGCCGACUGCAAGUCGCUGGUCGCGUCGGGCGCGCAGCCCAAGAUGCCCCUCGUGUGUGGUUGCAUGCACAAGGACGUGUACGGGAUGACUGGGUACGACCAACCGACGCACUGGUGCAGCACGGCCAAGCAACUGCUGGGGGCGACGCCGCCGACCGAGUCGUGCGCGUGCAAGUUCAAGACGGGCGACGUGAUUGCGCUGCAAGGCGACACGGGGAUGUUUGCCACGCGGUGCCGCAACUGCCUUCCUGGCGCGGCCUACCCCGACUCGGUCAACUUUCAAGGACCGAUCAACGAUGGCACGCCGUACUCGUACUGGACGGUCGAGAACACUGGCGACGGCAAGCUGGCCCUCAAGGGAGACUUGGGCAACUACUUGAGCCGAUGCAACAACUGCGUGUCGGGCGCCGCGUACCCGGACCAGGCGUUUGUCCACGUGACGGACUGGCGUUCGGGCCCGUGGGCCCAGUGGACGUGUGAGGAGGCCAACAACGGCAAGAUCGCGCUCAAGGCCGACACGGGCAAGUACCUCGCUCGGUGCAACAACUGCAACCCUGGCGGCCCCGCCGACGUCGCGUUUGUCCAUGUGUCCAACUGGCGUGACGGCGACUGGUCGCAGUUCAAGGUCGUGAAGAAGCAGCAGCCGGUGAUGCUUCAGAUGGCGGCGGCGUCGUCGCAGAGCCAGACGACGUUGGUGGUCGUGUCGAUGGCGGCUGGCGCGUGUUUGGCGUUGGUGGCAGUGCAAUUGUACAACCGUCGCCGAUCGAUCCUGUCGACUCCUGCCGAGCGCAAGGGGUUUGUGGGAUUGUAAGCGCCUUGGUAGUGUCGUCCUGCAUGCCGAAACACGAUCGAUGAUCGACCUUUUCGUAAUGAAUCCUCGUGUUUCUCCA
Messenger RNA from Aphanomyces invadans, 1031 nucleotides. RefSeq lists its product as hypothetical. The annotation marks the transcript as partial. Lineage: Eukaryota; Oomycota; Saprolegniomycetes; Saprolegniales; Verrucalvaceae. The transcript has a single exon. The record is from RefSeq and is a predicted model, not a curated record.